Molecule: messenger RNA, 1179 nt
Organism: Striga hermonthica
Lineage: Eukaryota; Viridiplantae; Streptophyta; Magnoliopsida; Lamiales; Orobanchaceae
Source: the annotation of a GenBank genome assembly
AUGGUGGCAGAAGCUGAGAUUGUUUGUCGGCCGGCCGUGGCCGUUCAGUACCUCUGCGUUCCGUCUCCGCCGUCGCCGAAGACGGAUGCGAAAUUCUUCGACACCUCACCGGCGGCGGCUUCUGCGCCGAUCUCGAUUGACCUCUCUCGCAUUGAUUCGGCUCUGAGCUGCUCGACCAGCACACAGACCCCAAUCCGGAAAGUUGCCCCGAAGAUCUGCUCGGGCAGCCACACCGACAUCGGACCCCGCAGCUCAAACGAGGAUCAGCAUAUUCGCAUUGAUGACCUGCCUGCCCACCUGGGCUCUUCCCUCCUCGGCUGGCCCUGGCCCUGGCCCGCCUCCUUCUAUGCAGUGUUCGACGGUCACGGCGGGCCCGAUGCUGCCCUCUACAUGAAGAACAACGCCACCAGAUUCUUCUUCGAGGAGGCCCAGUUGCCCCAAGCCCCAUCCACAGACGAUAUUGACGAAAAAAAGCAGUUUCUGCAAGAUCUCGAGACAUCCCAUCGUGGGUCGUUCCUGGCUGCCGACCAGGCUCUGUCAAACGAGACGGGCCCAGUCGACCCGUACUGUGGGACCACAGCCCUCACGGCGCUCAUCCUCGGACGGAACCUUCUCAUAGCCAAUGUGGGAGACUGCCGAGCUGUGCUGUGCCGGAAUGGGAAUGCUGUCCAGCUGUCACGGGACCACAGGCCUUCUUGCCAGGUCGAGCGGAGGCGUGUUGAGGAUUUGGGCGGGAAGAUCGAGUAUGGGUACCUGAAUGGGGACUUGGCUGUGACCCGGGCACUCGGGGACUGGUACAUGAAGCUCCCGUUGGGGUCGGCCUCACCCCUGACGGCUGAGCCCGAGUUUGGGUUGACUUUGUUGACUGAGGAUGACGAGUUCCUGAUCAUCGGGUGUGAUGGGAUCUGGGAUGUGAUGUCGAACCAGGAGGCUGUUUGUGUGGUGAGGGAGGAGCUUGGCCGAUGCCGGGACCCAAAUGUGUGUGCGCAGGAGCUUGUGAACCAGGCGCUGAUGCGGGAUUCGUGCGAUAACGUGACAGCUGUCGUCGUUUGUUUCUCGUCCUCGAACUCGUCGUGGGAUUCGACUACUUGUUCGCGAAGGUCGAGGUUUAGGUUCUGCAUGUCGGAGGAGGCACGAAGCAAGCUGAGGAGCUUAUUGGAAUGCAAUAACAAUCAAUGA